GGGGUGCGAACAGAGCUCUGGAAUCCCCCGCUCUGCGUCGUGUUGUCUCUGUUGUCGUCUCCUCAUAUUUUGAUUUUUAACUGUGGCGUUUACAGGUGAUUCAAGAUAGCUGAGAAACUGUUAAAGGGAUAACGAGCUGCACAUUUCAGCAGCUUGACAAGCCAUUCACUCCACUAAACCGGUGUCUCUCGUGACCGCCGCCUCUACCACCGCUUCGACCGCCGCUCCCUCUACCAGACAUGGCCGCCGACGCUGAACAGCCGCGCUCGGAGCUGGAGCAGCUCCAGCAAAAGGCCAACCAGGUCACAGAUGAGUCGCUGGAGAGCACUCGGCGUAUGCUGGCACUAUGCGAGGAGAGUCAAGACGUAGGAGCAAAGACGAUGGUUAAUUUGCAAGCUCAAGGCGAGCAACUGGAUAGGAUCGAGGAGGGUAUGGACCAGAUCAACGCCGACAUGCGCGAGGCCGAGAAAAACCUCACCGGCAUGGAGAAAUGCUGCGGCCUCUGCGUCCUGCCCUGGAAAAAGGGAGGCCAGUUCAAGGAGGACGACGGCACCUGGAAGGGCAAUGACGACGGUAAGGUGGUGAACAGCCAGCCACAGCGUGUCAUGGACGACAGGAACGGCAUGGGACCCGGCGGCGGGUACAUCGGCAGGAUUACCAACGACGCCCGUGAGGAUGAGAUGGAGGGCAACAUGGAACAGGUCAACACCAUGGUGGGCAACCUGCGUAACAUGGCCAUGGAUAUGGGAUCGGAGCUCGACAACCAGAACCGACAGGUCGAGAGGAUAAGCGCCAAGAGCCAGUCGAACGAGGCCCGUCUGAAGCUGGCCAACGACCGGGCCAACAGUCUGCUGAAGAACGCGUAAGGCGGCUCCUCCCGUGCUCUCUGUCCGCGCUCUCCCCGCUCUGUCCCUCCCGGCGGCCGGGCGGUCGGCGCUGCUCGGUGUCCGCUGUCCGCUCCCUGUGUCUGUCCUCUGUCCGUGCCGUAUCCCGGUCUCAGUCCUCCCCGGCCUGGCAGAAUGCAGUGCCGAUAGAUUCGGUCUGGCAGUCUCAAUAUCCUGUCGCCACCGCUUGCCGUCGCUGUGCACUGGUCCUGCCCUCUAUAUAGCCUGACUGCAGACUGGCGCUCUCCUCUGUUCCGCUUCAGCAAGUGACUGCAUCCUUCCCCUGUCCUGCACGGCUGCCUCUGCCGCUCUCAGUCUCUUCUGUGGACCAGCACCACCGCCGUCAUCAACAGGAUCGCACAUCGAAAUCCGCAGCCGCCGGGGGCCCGCGCGCGCUGUCAGGACCCCGAGCUCGAGAGCCGGGGCGCGAGAUGGCGGCGGCGGUGAAGAAACGGUCAUCAAAAUCGCAGAUAACGACUUGUUUGUUACAAACUGUAGGCGAAUUCGUCGCGAGUCGGCGUGACUUGUUGCUUCUGCAUCGCGUGUUGUCGCGUCAUUCGUGUUGUGGUGCCGCGUUGGGGCGCUUUGAGCCCGUUUGUAAGCGUUAGGUAGAUGACACCAUAGUUGGUAGCACACACACACACACACUUCCACUCAUACACUGAAACGUUCCGCCGUUCAGCGUUGGUCAGAAUCUGUGAUGGGUCGACACGCAAUAGAGAUGGCGCUUUCCCGGUCUCGCCCGCCCCGUCCGCGGGUCGGGCGGGGCUGCCGCUCGGGACGGGCGGUUUCCGCCGGCCCGGUGGCACCGUUUGGUUCGGGCGGCCGCACCGGUUGCCGGCCGGGUCCCGUUUGGUUACCUAUUUUGAUGUAUUCAAGUGAUAAUCAGAGUGUUGGCUGGCGGACUUUGUUGCCUUCUAGCGGGACGAACAAAAGACCAGGCCCGCCAGCGGGCAGUUUCGUUGUUUCCGUAUAGCUGGUAGGCGUUUUUAAUGAGCUAUUUAUUGCGGCGCGCUCGAUUGGCAGGCUGUAGAGUAGUGUUUGCACAUGUCUAUACGGCGUCUCUGUAUAAAGUGUACAUAACCCGCUGGUGAGAUAGGUGGCAUUCCUCUUGGGGGGGGGGGGGUCCCCUCGGUCCGCUGGCCGCGGCCGAGGUUUGUUGAGGCGAGGCUUUACGGAACUAUACUGUCUGGUUUACAAAUAUAACCGCUAUAACGGAU
Molecule: messenger RNA, 2104 nt
Organism: Amphibalanus amphitrite
Lineage: Eukaryota; Metazoa; Arthropoda; Thecostraca; Balanomorpha; Balanidae
Gene: Snap25
Product: synaptosomal-associated protein 25-like
Exons: 8
Coding region: 240-866 (208 amino acids)
Biological process (GO): synaptic vesicle priming; synaptic vesicle fusion to presynaptic active zone membrane; exocytosis
Cellular component (GO): plasma membrane; SNARE complex
Molecular function (GO): syntaxin binding; SNAP receptor activity
Source: RefSeq, a predicted model, not a curated record